Aphanomyces invadans is the source of this 1646-nucleotide messenger RNA. RefSeq lists its product as hypothetical. Lineage: Eukaryota; Oomycota; Saprolegniomycetes; Saprolegniales; Verrucalvaceae. Bases 6 to 1538 code for a protein of 510 amino acids. The transcript has a single exon. The record is from RefSeq and is a predicted model, not a curated record. Gene Ontology annotation, molecular function: protein tyrosine/serine/threonine phosphatase activity. Gene Ontology annotation, biological process: positive regulation of cytokinesis; protein dephosphorylation; regulation of exit from mitosis.
GUGCAAUGGUCGGCCAUUGUGCAUUCCGCGACCGUCGCCACUCGUCUGCCCACAAACACACUCGUCCGAUGGACAGCGUGAUCGAGUUCGUCCCGCGGGUCGUGUACUACACGUCGUUCUCGGAAGGCGCGACGCCCAGGUCCACGUCCGACGUCGUGUACUUUAGUAUUGACCGGCAGCUCCUGUACACAAACUUUUACCUGGACUUUGGACCGCUCAACCUGGGCCACACGUUCUUGUUUAGCCAAGUGCUCAACGACGAACUGAGUCGCGUCAAACCGUUGGGAAAGAAGCUCGUGUUCUACUCGUCCACGGACGGCAAGCGCAAGGCGAACGCGAUAUGCAUCCUGGCGUGCUGGGGCAUCCUGUACAACCGCAUGACAGCCGCCGACGCGAUCGCGCCGUUCCAAAAGAUGCUACCCACGCUGCCCCCGUUCCACGACGCCACACCGACCAUGUGCGUGUUCAAACUCACGGUGCUGGACUGCCUCUGUGGGCUCGAGAAGGCGCUGCGACACCGGUUUCUCGACACAGCGACGUUUUGCGUGGACGAGUACCAGCACUACGAGCAAGUCGAGAACGGCGAUCUCAACUGGCUUUCCCCCAAGUUCAUUGCGUUUGCUGGCCCCCACGACGUGUACCGGCACACGGCAGAAGGCUACAUCUCGCUCACACCCGAGCACUACGUCCCGUACUUUAAAUCGAAGCACGUCACGCUCGUCAUUCGGCUCAACGAGAGCCUGUACGACGAGUCGCGGUUCAAAGCCGCGGGCAUCGACCACCUGGAUCUGUACUACCCUGACGGCGCCAACCCCCCGAACGACAUCCUCGACCGAUUUCUUGCCGCGUGUGAGGCCACGCCCGGUGCCGUCGCGGUGCAUUGCAAAGCAGGUCUUGGGCGUACGGGAACGUGUAUUGGAGCGUACCUGAUGAAGCACUUCCACUUUACCGCGAAAGAGUGCAUUGGGUGGCUCCGGUUGUGUCGAGCGGGCAGCGUCAUCGGCCCUCAGCAGCAGUUCAUGGAAGCGAUCGAAGCUCGCAUGUGGAGCUACAAGACCGUAGCUCACGACACUGAGUCGACAAGUGGGCACAAAGUGCUUGCUCCCACCGUCUUGCACGAGUCAUCUCCUGCCAAAGCCAAAUCGAUGGCCCUCAGCAUGGUCAAAGCUUCCACCCCCGUCACUGCCAACAUCAUCGUGCCUGGUAGAUCCGCUAUCAAACAGACCAUGACGCUGCCCACGAGGGUCGUCCCUGGUUCCACGUCGCCGCUGCAUCUUCCACCUUCGUCCCCGAACAAAGCAACCGCGCUCAAAGCAACCCUCCGACUCAACCUGUCAUUUCAAAGCUCCAAGACCAGCUCGAGCCCCACGUUGUCCCCAACGAAACCAUCGGAAGCCACGGGCGCGCCCCUUCUAGAAUCCCCGAAAACCCAAGGCGACAACCUCCGCGAGCUCAAACACACAUGGUCCAAGAGCCCCAACCACAAAAGCCCGACACAUGCCGCCGUUAGUAGAAGCUUUGGAGAUGACCAUGAAUAGAACUCUGGAACGCUGGCCGUUGCGGACCCAUCGAUCCGCCACCUUGAUCAACUACAGCUCCUGCACCUUUCGCGCACGGCUUGGAGCACGAUGCUAGUCCAUGCAGCG